CUUUGUCCAGUCGACGUCCCCACUGCGACCGCGAGAUUUGUCCGUCGCUUAGCCGAAGCACCCAGGAAUUGGAUGGAAGCAGCAGCCCAAGUCUUCCGAAUAUUAUGUUAUCUGCGCCAUGGAUCCAAUAUUCCAGCCAUGCUGCAAAGUCCCGGUCGGCAACCAUGAGGGCUAAAGUCGCUCAGAAAGUAUAUUUCCCCUAGAGCCGAAUCUUGUGGGAAAUCGGCAUAUAAUAAAUACUAUCGCAGUCGCAUCUGCUGAAGCAUGAACACUGUCACGGACCUCUGCCCGUCGAGAUGGGUUCCAGCAUAACUAACCCUUCUGGCCUGGCCCUGGAAAGGGGCAUGUGGGCAGCAGUUGCUGUGGCCACCGUUAUCAUCAUCCUCCGCAUCGUCGCAAAGAUCAAGAUUCACCACUUUCGCUUUGACGAUGUGUUGAUGGUCAUUGCAUGGGCAUUAACACUCGCAUCCACGGUCGUCUUGACGCUCUCUGUCCAGAAUGGCUUUGGCACCAACCUCGAGACUCUGCCACUCCACAACACGAAACAGGUGCUGAAGUACAUCGCCAUCCAAGUACCCCUCGUCACCAUCAGCACCGGUCUGGCGCGCUCUUCAUUUGUUCUCUAUCUGCUCGGUAUCCUCGGUGGGAAAAAGAAGUAUUCGAUUGCAUUAUGGUUCGCCAUGCUGCUACAGCUCAGUGCCAACAUUGUCUCGGCCGUUCUCCCGCUCUGCAUCUGCCGUAACGUCCGGGCUCUGUGGGAUCCGACCGUCAAGACCACCUGUGGCAGUAGUGUGGCGGUAGUUCGGUUUUCGUACUUCUCGUCUUCCGUCAAUACGGCCACGGACCUCUUCCUGGCGGUGUUUCCCACGAUUAUCUUCUGGAGCCUGAAUCUAAAAAUGCGGAUCAAGAUCAGUUUGAUCAUGCUACUGAGCCUCGGUAUAGUUGCCAUGGUUGCCUCGAUCAUCAAGACCACCCAGCUGGACGAAGUGCCCAGCAUCACCAACCUGGGCGCCGGUGGGGCAGUCGGACUAAUCCGCUGGGGAUAUUCGGAGAACCUGAUCAUUAUCAUCACGUCCUCCGUGCCGUGCAUCCGGCCCCUGCUGAUCUCAUCCGUGCGCAAGCUGUCGAGUGCGGCGCGAUCUCGCUCCUACGAACUCAGUGGGCCGUUCUCGGCCAACAAGGGGACGACGAAGAACGGCACGGCGCCGACGCGGUUGCGGGAGCAGGAACAUGAACACCAGAGCUCGGACAAUCGGGAUGACUGCGACAGCAUCGAGCAGAUCCUCAAGGACAGCUACCGCACGGGGUCGACGAUGGAGUCGGGACGGGGGAUCAAGAAGCAGGUUGAGAUCUCGGUGGUGUCCAACUCCAACCAGCCGCGGUGGGGAGAUCGCGGCAGCCGGCCUUAGGCAGGCAUUUCUUUCCUUUGUUUGUUCUAUCUGUAUAAUACCUCCCUUCAUGAGUCACAUGCCCUGUAAUGAUACACAGUAGACUAUCGACCACCU
This is a messenger RNA of Aspergillus ibericus CBS 121593, 1505 nucleotides long. RefSeq lists its product as uncharacterized. The transcript is spliced from 4 exons. Bases 297 to 1409 code for a protein of 370 amino acids. Lineage: Eukaryota; Fungi; Ascomycota; Eurotiomycetes; Eurotiales; Aspergillaceae. The record is from RefSeq and is a predicted model, not a curated record.